CAUCAGCUCUGUACUCGGGAGCCGGCGUGGGUUUUCGUCUGUUCUGCUGAGUUUCUUGGACGCUUGAAAGGUCCUUCUGAGGCGACCAAAAUGACGGAACGAAAAGGCACCGCCAAGCUAGAUUUCCUCCGAAAAAUUGAAGAAGAAAUCCAACAAAAAUGGCAGAAGGAAAGAGUUUUUGAAAAGGAUGCACCUAGUACUAUUGGGGAAAGCAAAAAUAAGAACAAGUACUUUGUCACCUUCCCCUACCCUUACAUGAAUGGAAGACUUCAUCUUGGGCACACUUUUUGCCUGUCAAAAUGUGAGUUUGCAGUUGGAUACCAGCGUUUGAAAGGGAAGCAAUGUCUCUUUCCUUUUGGGCUGCACUGCACAGGAAUGCCUAUCAAAGCCUGCGCAGACAAGCUGAAAAGAGAGAUGGAGCUGUACGGCAACCCGCCCCAGUUUCCAGACGAGGAAGAGGAGGAGGAGGAAGAGCUCAAGCCGAAACAGGGGGAGGAGGUCAUCAUUAAGGACAAGUCCAAGGGCAAGAAGAGCAAAGCCGUAGCCAAAGCCGGAGGGGCGAAGUUCCAGUGGGACAUCAUGAAGUCACUGGGCCUGCGAGAUGAAGAGAUCACCAAGUUUGCCGACGCUGCCCAUUGGCUGGAUUACUUCCCUCCCCUGGCCGUUCAGGACCUACAGAGCAUGGGAGUCAAGGUGGACUGGCGACGUUCUUUCAUCACGACCGAUGUCAACCCCUUCUAUGACUCCUUUGUGAGGUGGCAGUUUGUCACUUUGAAGGAGAGGAAGAAGAUCAAAUUUGGUAAAAGGUAUACCAUUUACUCACCAAAGGAUGGGCAGCCAUGUAUGGAUCAUGACAGACAGACAGGGGAGGGAGUUGGCCCACAGGAAUAUACUCUAAUUAAAAUGAAGAUUGUUGAACCCUACCCCUCAAAACUAAGUGGCCUUAAGGGUAAGAACAUCUUCUUGGUAGCAGCGACCCUCAGGCCGGAGACAAUGUUCGGCCAGACCAACUGCUGGGUCAGGCCGGACAUGAAGUACGUCGUCUUCGAGACGUCUGGCGGUGAGGCCUUUAUCUGCACGCGGCGGUCAGCGAGGAAUAUGUCGUACCAGGGCUUCACCAAGGAGAAUGGCGUGGUCCCAGUGAUCAUGGAGAUCCUCGGACAGGACAUUCUUGGAUGUGCUCUAAGCGCCCCCCUUACCUCCUAUAAGACCAUCUAUGCUCUGCCCAUGCUCACCAUCAAGGAAGACAAAGGUACUGGCAUUGUCACCAGUGUUCCGUCUGAUGCCCCUGAUGACAUCGCUGCCUUGAGGGACAUUAAAAAGAAACAGGCAUUGAGGGAGAAAUACGGGAUCGAAGACAAGAUGGUCCUGCCGUUUGAACCGGUGCCCAUCAUCGAGAUCCCGGGCUAUGGGAACCUGUCUGCACCCCUGGUGUGCGACGAGCUGAAGAUCCAGAGCCAGAACGACCGUGACAAGCUGGCCGAGGCCAAAGAGAAGGUCUACCUCAAGGGCUUCUAUGAAGGAAUAAUGCUGGUGGAUGGCUAUAAGGGGCAGAAGGUCCAGGAUGUGAAGAAGCCCAUUCAGAAGAUGAUGGUGGAGAAGGGUGAGGCCCUCAUCUACAUGGAGCCGGAGAAGCAGGUGAUGUCACGCUCUGGAGAUGAGUGUGUGGUGGCACUCUGUGACCAGUGGUACUUGGAUUACGGAGACCCUGAGUGGAAGCAGCAGGCCACGGAUGUCCUGAAUAAGAUGGAGACGUACGGAGAUGAGACGAGGAAGAACUUUGAAGCGACCCUGGCCUGGCUGCAAGAACACGCAUGCUCUCGGACCUAUGGGCUGGGGACGCGGUUGCCAUGGGACCAGCAGUGGCUGAUCGAGUCGUUGUCAGACUCCACCAUUUACAUGGCCUACUACACAGUGGCCCACUUCCUUCAGGGUGGAGUUUUGAAUGGACAGGGACCCUCACCGCUGGGCAUCAAACCGGAGCAGAUGACCAGGGAAGUAUGGGAUUACAUCUUCCUGAAGAACUCGCCCCUCCCCAAGACCAGCAUCCCCGCGGAGCACCUGCAGAAACUGCGGCGUGAGUUUGAGUACUGGUAUCCCGUGGACGUGCGCGUUUCCGGGAAGGACCUGGUGCCCAACCACCUGUCCUACUACCUGUACAACCAUGUGGCCAUGUGGCCGGAGGACAGUGGGAAAUGGCCACAGGCAGUCAGAGCCAAUGGGCAUCUGCUGUUGAAUUCAGAGAAGAUGUCCAAGUCCACCGGUAACUUCCUCACCUUGAGUCAGGCGGUCAGCAAAUUUUCCGCUGACGGAAUGCGCCUCGCGCUGGCGGACGCCGGGGACACGGUGGAGGACGCCAACUUCGUGGAGGCCAUGGCUGACGCGGGCAUUUUGCGCCUCUACACCUGGGUGGAGUGGGUGAAGGAGAUGAUCGCCAAUCAGAACAACCUAAGGACAGGGCCCGCCGACACUUUCAAUGACAGAGUCUUUGCGAGUGAAAUGAAUGCUGGGAUCCUGAAGACCGAGCAGCAUUAUGAGAAAAUGAUGUACAAGGAGGCCCUGAAGACUGGCUUUUUCGAAUUCCAGGCGGCGAAGGAUAAGUACCGGGAGCUGGCGAUAGAAGGCAUGCACAGGGACCUGGUCUUCCGCUUCAUCGAGAACCAGACCCUGCUCCUCGCGCCCAUCUGCCCUCACCUGUGCGAGCACACCUGGAUGCUGAUGGGAAAGAGCGGCUCUCUGAUGAAGGCUUCCUGGCCCACGGCCGGGCCGGUGGAUGAGAUCCUCAUCCGCUCCUCCCAGUACCUCAUGGAGACGGCCCACGACCUGCGGCUUCGCAUCAAGGCCUACAUGCAGCCGCCCAAGAGCAAGAAAGGAGACACCAAAGCUCCCGAGAAGCCCACUCACUGCACCGUCUAUGUGGCUAAGAGCUACCCUCCCUGGCAGCACAGUGCCCUGGCCCUGCUGGGGAAGCACUACAAGAGCAACAACGGGAGUCUGCCGGAGAACAAGGUCAUUGCUGCAGAGCUGAACGCCAUGCCGGAGCUGAAGAAGUACAUGAAGAGGGUGAUGCCUUUCGUAGCCAUGAUCAAGGAAAACCUGGAGAAGAACGGACCAAGGGUCCUGGACCUGGAGCUGGAGUUUGACGAGCGAGCUGUUCUGCUGGAGAACAUCGUUUAUUUGACCAACGCCCUGGAGCUGGAUCAGAUAGACGUGAUGUUCGCGUCGGAGGCAGACGACAAAAUAAAGGAGGACUGUUGCCCGGGGAAACCGUUCAGCGUCUUCAGAUCGGAGCCCGGAGUCCCAGUGUCGUUCGUCAACCCCCAGCCUGCCAACGGGCUCUUCACCACCAAGAUUGAUAUCCGCCAGGGGGACAGCAAAGACAGCAUCGUCCGAAGACUGUCCAAAGUGAACCGGGUGAUCAAAGACCUGUCCAAAGUGAAGCUGAUGAGGUACGACGACCCCCUGCUGGGGCCCCGACGUGUCCCAGUCCUGGGAAAAGAGGAGCAGGGAAAGUUGCCCAUUUCCGAGAAGUCCACCUUCCACAUCAACCUGGCCGACAAGAAGGUCCACAUCACAGACAAUGGCCUGAACGUGGACAUCGGAGACACCUUGAUCUACCUGGUCCAGUAGAGUCCAUCGGCCCCUGCAGCGCGCGCAUGUGUAUGCGGGUGUGUGAGUAUGUGUGUGUGGGAGACGGUCAGAAGGAAGCCACUGAAGUACAGCCAGCAGCUGGGUCAAACUCAUAGCCAGCCUCCUGCCCUCAUUCUAAAGUGCAAGUCUAAAUGGUAGCCCUGCCUUUUUUGAGAGAUCUGCAGUCCACGCUCCAGUGCUAACCAGAAUUUUGAGGACCAUGCUGUCUUAAUAAUUUCAAAACCAGUCAGAAAAUAAUCUGAUAUAUUUGGUCAGCUCAUGACAGAAAUGUAUUUUCUGCAUUUUUUUUCUAAAUCCGUCCACUGGUUUGAUGUUAACAGAAGAAAUGACUCA
This is a messenger RNA of Megalops cyprinoides (Indo-Pacific tarpon), 3984 nucleotides long. RefSeq names its product leucyl-tRNA synthetase 1b (gene lars1b). Bases 91 to 3630 code for a protein of 1179 amino acids. Lineage: Eukaryota; Metazoa; Chordata; Actinopteri; Elopiformes; Megalopidae. Gene Ontology annotation, biological process: leucyl-tRNA aminoacylation. Gene Ontology annotation, molecular function: aminoacyl-tRNA deacylase activity; ATP binding; leucine-tRNA ligase activity. The record is from RefSeq and is a predicted model, not a curated record. The transcript is spliced from 32 exons.